AUGUCGUCCGCCUCCGUAAUCGUCAUCGGCGCCGGAAUUUCCGGAGUAUCGGCGGCUAAGGUGCUCGCAGAGAACGGAGUAGAAGAUAUAUUGAUACUUGAGGCGACGGACCGGAUCGGAGGAAGAAUACACAAGCAGGAAUUCGGUGACGUGUCGGUGGAGCUCGGUGCCGGUUGGAUUGCCGGCGUCGGUGGUAAGGAGUCCAAUCCUGUCUGGGAACUCGCCUCGCGAUUGAAUCUCCGCACCUGCUUCUCCGACUACACCAAUGCGCGUUACAACAUCUACGAUCGAAGUGGAGAAAUCUUCCCGACUAGAUUCGCUGCUGACUCGUAUAAGAAGGCCGUUGACUCGGCGAUUCUGAAGCUAAAGAGCCUUGAAGCUCAAUGUGCCGGCCAAGUAGCCGAUGAAGCUCCUUCGUCACCGAAGACGCCAAUAGAACUCGCCAUUGACUUUAUCCUGCAUGAUUUCGAGAUGGCAGAGGUUGAGCCAAUAUCGACUUAUGUGGACUUCGGCGAAAGGGAAUUUCUGGUUGCUGAUGAAAGAGGUUACGAAUGUUUAUUAUAUAAAAUGGCUGAGGAAUUUCUCUUUACCUCUCAUGGAAACAUCCUGGACAACCGCCUCAAACUAAACAAGGUGGUUAGGGAGAUACAGCAGUCGAAGAAUGGGGUUUUGGUGAAGACAGAGGAUGGUUCCGAGUACGAGGCUAAUUAUGUGAUCGUGUCUGCGAGUAUCGGUGUUCUCCAAUCCGAUCUUCUCUCCUUCCAGCCUCCUUUACCCAGAUGGAAAACAGAAGCAAUACAGAAAUGCGAUGUGAUGGUGUACACCAAGAUCUUCCUCAAAUUCCCUCACUGUUUCUGGCCAUGUGGUCCUGGUCAGGAGUUUUUCAUCUAUGCGCACGAACAACGCGGCUACUUCACCUUUUGGCAGCACAUGGAAAAUGCGUACCCGGGCUCUAAUAUUCUGGUGGUGACGUUGACCAACGAGCAAUCAAAGCGCGUGGAAGCUCAAUCAGAGGAGGAGACACUGAAAGAGGCAAUGAGUGUUCUCAGGGACAUGUUUGGUCCCACCGUUCCUUACGCAACUGAUAUUCUUGUCCCGAGAUGGUGGAACAACCGGUUUCAACGCGGUUGCUACAGUAAUUACCCUAUGAUAUCUGAUAAUCAGCUUCUUCAUAAUAUUAAGGCUCCGGUUGGACGGAUAUUCUUCACAGGAGAACACACAAGUGAAAAGUUUAGCGGAUAUGUACAUGGAGGAUACCUUGCAGGAAUGGACACAAGUAAGUCUCUGUUGGAAGAGAUAAAGCAGAGUUUGUUGUUACAACCUUUACUCGCAUUCACUGAGUCUCUAACUCUAAAACACAACAACCCUGACUCUCAAAUUCACAGUACUAAUGUCAGUUUUAUCUCAGGCACAAGCUAG
Microthlaspi erraticum is the source of this 1419-nucleotide messenger RNA. NCBI's taxonomy places the organism in Eukaryota, Viridiplantae, Streptophyta, Magnoliopsida, Brassicales, Brassicaceae. The record is from the annotation of a GenBank genome assembly.